GUCGAUCUCAAAUCUCGGCAGCGCACGCGCCGCCCGCCCAGUCACCGGCCGCCCGCCUCGCAGCACGCCACGCACUACGUCACUACAGGUUUUGGAGAAAAGGAAAUUCGAUCCGACUCAUGGACACGAGUUGAUUUAGCAAGAUGUCAUUUAGAAAUUACUAUGACUCGUCAUCGUAUGGCCGGAGUCGAGACGUCGGGAGGAGCGCUGCGAGCGCCUCCUCCGACCGCCCAACCAGCGUCACCGCUAAAUACACCAGCAUCACUCCCUCCUACAAGUCAUCUAGUAUACCUGUCCUAAGCCCUGACCGGACAAAAGAUGAGUCUUCCAUUUCCGCUAUCGCCAACAGAUACGCUAAUUACGGAAAAGCCGAUAAAUCUACCAAUAAGUACGAAAAAAAGGAUUACGAUAAAUCAACUACCACUUCUAAAUACGAUAAAAAAGAAUACGACAAACCAAUCUCGAAAUUUGAAAAGAAGGAUUACAUCGAUAAAUCGCUCUCGAAAUAUGAUAAGAAGAAUUACGCUGACAAAACCGCUUCUAAAUAUGAAAAGAAAGACUAUAGUAAACUAACUUUACCGUCUCCAUUAACUACCAGCAGGAGCAGGGAUGUGAGUCCAAUAUCAACAUCUUCGAAAUACAGUAUCACUCGAUCUUCCAGGCACGCAAGUCCUGAACGAAGAACUACAAAAAACUUCAAAGAUAAAAGUAGAGAUUCCAGUCCCCCAGAUCGUGAAAAAGACAUUCCAAACAAGACUGAUAAGUCUACAGGUUAUAACAGCCUGUCGAGCUACAAAUUGUACCCCCGAACUUCAAAUUAUAAUCGACCUGCUUCGAGAGCAGAAGUUAAGCCUGAAAUAACCGUGAAUAGAUAUUCCAUAACUAAUCGUUUAUCGUCAAAUUAUUUGAGAAGCCCACCAACUGUUAGUAGAACAUCGGUAUCUCCCAUAAAUCAUACUGAUUCUAUAAAAAAUACAAAAAAUUCCGACAUAGAGAAAUCGAUUUCACCUAUAGCAUCGCGAUCAUCUGUUCCAACCACAGAUGAGAGGAAUGAAUCACAAAAAGAAAACAGCAACGAAAUUACAGAUAAUGGGUCCGAUAAUGCAGUUGAAGAAUACGAAACUGUUACUGUGGUGACACGUCACACGUCACCAACCCCACCAGGCUCUUCUGCAUAUGUUAGAAGUAGAAGAGCUGAUAUGGCAAAAACAGUCGAAAAAAGUAUGACAAGACUCAAACAUAGACCACAAAUGAUAGAUAAGGAGAUACAGUCAGACAGACUAGAUGAUCCUACGCGAUCCAGCAGAUUUGGUAGUACUGCUAGAGCUAGUUCCACAAACUGGUCAUAUUACACACCAAAUUCAACUUCAUACACAGGAUAUGCAGGAAGAUAUUCUACUCAAUAUUCGUCCUUGCGCGAAAAUACAAAUAAUUCUUGUAGUGAUAGGAGCAGUCGAAGUCAUAGUAAUGAACGUUUGUCUAAAGAAGCCAUGGCUUCCCAUUCCCAUACAGACAGUAGUAAAGAAGUAGAAAAGCCUAUGACUCCUCUUAACAAUAUACCCGAAUCAAAUCAAGAAAUAAUUGCGACUUACGAUCAGGAUCAAGACGACGACACUUCUGAAAUUAUUAUAAACGUCAAUCUUAAAUUAAAAAAGGCUAACAAUCCAUUAGUGACAGCCUCAGCUGAACUAGUGUCCCCAGAAAUAACAAUUAACAACAGUAAUCUGCCGCCACAAGCACCGAAACCAGAAGGAGCAGCAAAAUCUAAAAAGGUCAAGACACGGAAAUCUAGCACGGAUUCAACCUCAGACUCAGGGUCAAAGAAAAAAGUUAUAAAACGAAGAAGCAAAUCAGUCAGCUCUACUGAGUCAGAUCAGGGCAGCGAUGGAAAAGACUCAAAUUCACCGCCUAAAAUAGCUGCGAUAAACUCAUCAAAUAGUAAUCUACAAAAUGGCCACGUGAAAUUGAAACAUUCCAAAUCUAGGGAAAGCAAAAGCCCUGAGUCAGUUAGCACACUAUCUACGCAAUCUUCAAUAAGCGAAGAUGAUACGGUAUCAAAGUCAAAAACUAACGAUGCCCGUACUUCAGCCGAUGAAAUGUCCAUACCAACGGAUAGAUCAGGUAAACAAUCUUCCCCUGUGCUAUCUCAGAAAAACGAUGGUACUGAAGAAGCAAAGUCAUUUUUAAUAAGAGCUUUAGCACCUGUUACGAAUCUGUUCAAAAUAAGACAUCAGGAUUCCAGUGAAAAUAGAAGUUGGCCAGAGAAUACCACCUCGGAAUCUACUGGCAAAGAUGUAUCCAACCUCGUAACAGAAAGCGAUAGAUCCAGUAAAAGUAAAAAUAACACGAAUAACAUAAUUGCAUCGAAUGAUGAUAACUUAGUAAAGCUGAAGGGUAUAAGGCAUAUUGAAUCUGGUGAACGAGCUUGGUGGGUAGAAUCAACAUCUGACAAACCAUCUAAUUUUCAAAACGGUGAUACUAAGUCACUUUCGGAAAAGAACAUACCUAAAAAAAUCAGACAUAUUGAGUCUGGUGAAAGAGCUUGGUGGUUAGACCCAACUACCGAAAACCAAAAUGAAAAUAUUACACAACAAACUAACCUUUCAGAUAGUACAGAUCCCAGUAAAGCACUUAAAAAAUGUAAAUUUGUAGAGGAAGAGAAGCCAUGGUGGCUGGACAGCUCUGCAAAUAUCCCAGAAGGUGUUGAAAGAUUAACUCCACCAAGAAAAUCUUCUAGUGAGAGCGAUAAGAGUGAAAAAUUUAACUUCUUUAAAGUUCGGCAUAUAGAAUCAGGAGAGCAAAAAGAUUGGUGGCUUACAAGUAAUGAAAAUUCUUCCAACAGUAAACUUGAUGGUCCAAACAACCUUAGCCACUCCGGUUCAGAUCAAAAAAGUUUUCCUCUAAGACGUAUUCGACAUGUCGAGUCGGGAGAGAGACCUUGGUGGUUAUCAAGCAACAAGAACAUUCCAGAAGGUAUAGAGAAACUACCAACUCCUCCACCUCAACCUGAUAGUGACAGUUCAGACUCCGAAGAAGUCCAAGUGUACGUGCCGCCCAGUCAGAUUCCACCUUUCCCGUUACAUUUACCAGACGAUGAGCCUCUUGGCGCCAGGAGGAGUCCUGAGGGCCUAGAAACUCCAAAAGAAAGUAAGGAAUAUCGAGACCUUUCACCACCUUACGAGAACAGUCGUCAAUAUAAACGAAAAAACUCAAAUUUUUACCAAAAAGGAGUAGAAAAGUAUAUAUCCCGAUACACGGACAUCGACGAUAUACUGGGCACAUCAGGUCAGAUUUACAGUCCAUUCAUGGACUCGAUACUAGCUAGAAGAACGGGUCAAACGUCCUUUGAUGAUGACGAGUGUGAGGAAAUAGACCCGACGCAAGUUCGAAUACACGACAGCACUGCACAGAUGCCAGUCAUAAAGAAACUACGUGGCAGAGGAGAGGUCGUUGACUACCGUGAGCAAAAUCAGCUGGAUGAUGCGACGUUGCAGGUGUUCAAGGACGGCGACUAUGGACCCUACCUCGACCUGGACUCGACCUUGGGCGAGCAGGACGAAGAGUUGGAAGGUCUACAAGAUAGUCGCAAGAAUGCCCUCGUUCUACGCACUCAACUAUCGGUCAGGGUGCAUGCUAUUAUCGAGAGGCUGCUACACUCCCAAGGGCGGGAGCUCCGCAAGGCCCUCUUCACCCUCAAGCAAGUUCUCCAGUCUGACAAGGAUCUGGUGCACGAAUUCGUGGCUAAUAAGGGCCUCGACUGCCUCAUGCAAGUCAGCAGCAUGGCGGACCACAACUUCUUGGACUAUAUUCUAAGAGCCCUUGGCCAGAUCCUUCUGUACGUGGACGGCAUGCACGGGGUGAUGGCACACAAGCGCUGUGUCCAGUGGCUAUAUUCACUCAUCUCCAGCAAAUUCCGGCAUGUAGUCAAAACUGCACUUAAGCUGCUUCUGGUGUUUGUCGAGUAUACUGAACAGAACUGUUUGCUCCUCAUCGACGCCAUCCACGCAGCAGAUAGCUCUAACGGCAGGCAACCCUGGUACAACGUUAUGAAAAUCCUUCAAGACUUCGACGCUUCAGACACAGAGCUGCUUAUAUAUGCCACUACUCUCAUAAAUAGAUGCCUCAACAAUGUUCCCGAUAGAGACACAUAUUAUGAUCAAGUGGAUGCAUUGCAGGAUCAGGGCAUGGACGAUAUAAUACAGUUAUAUAUGUCCAAACAAGGCACAGAUUUAGAUUUGUUGAGACAACUACAAAUAUUUGAAGCUGUACUUCUCUACGAGGAUGGUGACGAAAGCGGAACAGCAUUAAAACAAUUAGACGAAUCAGUUAUAAAUUCUGUACGAAGAAGAAGUCUCAGCUUGAAUGGCGCAGAAAGGAGGAAAUCUAAAAAACUACAAUCGAAAGAAAAAGCAAAACCGCCACUCAUCACUCAUACGGAACCCGACAUCAAAACCACAAAUCAUCGAGCGACAUUUUUACCGUCAAUCAUAGAUAAUAAAGAAAACAAGGAACUGAAUACAGCUUUAAGGAGAAGAAGAGAUAGGUUCGCGAGACAGGCCCAUCAUAUCAUACAGCAACAAGAACUUCUAAAUAACUCACAUAACAUUUACAACGGACUGUUCAACAAUUACAAUAGCAACCAUGUUAACACUAAUGGAAACUAUACCAAUGGAACUUAUACCAACAAUAACGGACAUUAUCAAAGUUUAAAUGGCAAUGCAAACGGUACUGAAAACUACAAUAAUGCUACGAAUGGACAACAUGAUGAAGACGCCACAUAUAACAGGACAAAGACUCAUAACUUAGGAGACAUCCUGAAAAAUGGUAACCAAAGAUACACAUCUGGUCUAAAGCAGAGAAUCCAAAAUGGUACACUUGGCAGCGUGACAGCAGUGGAUACUCUGACGGUAAUGAGACAAAAACAAAUCGACUCCCCCGAGGUUAAAGAUGACCGAGGAAUUCUUUUAAAUAGGGAGCAUAGUAUCAAAGAUCUGGCCCAAAGACUAACCAGCCCCGUGAGCCCCACAACGGAAGAAAAACCACUAAGAGUGUCUGAUAUGGCCGGUAUUGUAUCAAAAGCCAAAGAAGAAUUAGCAAAGUCUCAGUCUAAGGAAGUCAUAAAAAGUCCUACUAUAGAAAUCGCCCCCAAAGUGCAUGAAAUAAAAGUAUCAGAAAAUGAUUUGCACUGGGAAGAGUUGAAAAAAGGUUGUCUGAACAGGGAGUUCCAUUUGUGUGACUUGGAUUUCUCUGACUUACGACUGGACUCGGAUGACGACGUAGAUUCUCCAGCGGCGAAUGCACCUGGUGUGCCACCGCCACCGCCUCCAGGAAUGUUCCCUCUACUCGGCAUGCCUCCUCCGUUACCGGGCUCAUUCCCACCACCACCUGCGCCAUUUCCUCCACUUCUUAAAUGCAAUGUUCCUGCUCCGCCACCUAAACCACCUUUAUCAUCCGAAAUGUGCAAUGAUUCGGAUAGUUCCACGAUAAAAAAGAACAAGAAGACAGUAAAACUGUUUUGGCGUGAGAUCCACGAAAACCCAAUGCCAUUCACCGUCAGAUCCAAAGUUGGUGGGUUAAUCUGGGAUGAUCUACCAGAAGUCCCAUUGGAUACUAAUAUGUUAGAACAUCUAUUUGAAUCGAAAACCAAUGACUUAGUAAUCAAGGAGAAACUUAUGGAACCAAAAAGAAAUUUAAUAUUGGACGCUAAACGUUCCAACGCUAUCAACAUCGCCAUGAAAAAACUACCGACACCUCAAACUAUCAAGGCUGCUAUCAUGAAAAUGGACGCGACUGUAGUAGGCAGAGAAGGCAUUGAGAAACUUCUUACCAUGCUUCCAACUGAGGAAGAAAAAGUUAAAAUCCAGGAAGCUCAGUACGCCAAUCCAGAUCUACCACUCGGUAGCGCAGAACAGUUCCUAUUAACCCUAGCCUCCAUAAAUGAGCUGUCUUCAAGACUUAAACUAUGGGUCUUUAAAUUGGAUUUUGACAAUUUAGAGAAAGAAAUAGCAGAGCCACUUAUGGAUUUAAAACAAGGGAUAGAAUUGUUGAAGAUGAACAAAACGUUCAAAGUAAUAUUGUCUACCUUAAGAUCGGUGGGCAGUUUCCUGAACGGAAGCCAGGUGAAAGGAUUCCGCCUUGAAUACCUAUCCAAAGUCAUGGAAGUGAAGGACACGGUACACAAACAUCCACUUCUGUACCACAUCUGCGAAAUGAUCAUAGAAAAAUUCCCAGAUAGCACGGACUUCUUCAGUGAGGUUGGCCCGGUAAUUCGAGCAUCGAAGGUGGAUUUUGACAUCCUCAGCACCAAUCUACGCAAGCUAGAGACAGAAUGCAAAGCUUCGUGGGAUCACAUGAAACGCGUCGCCAAACACGAUAGCUCACAAAUCAUCAAAACCAAAAUUAAUGAAUUCCUUACAGAUGCUGCCGAAAGAAUAAUUCUUCUAUCCGUCAUUCAAAAGAGAGUGAUGAGCAGAUACAGCAAGUUCUUACUGUACUUGGGAGUACCCCUGGGAGACCUUACCAAAACGAAGCCUUCAGAGUUCUUAAAGGUGAUUGCGGAGUUUGCGCUCGAGUACCGUACCACGCGAGAGAGAGUACUACAACAGCUGGAGAAGAGAGCUAACCACAGGGAGAGGAACAAAACAAGGGGAAAAAUGAUUAUUGACGUUGGUAAUUACAACGCUAAGAACGGUGACCACACCGCUGACAGUGCACUGAAGGAACUGCUAAAGACUGACCCUGACACCGAUAGUCUCACUGAAAACCGAAGGAAGUCUCAAGCAACUAACAGAAGAAUACUUGUAAACGGUGAUAUGGCGGACGAUGAAAUAAUCGAGAGCCUCGUGCGAUCAGCGACGUCAAAGCGGAGGCCGGUGCCGCGUGAUCGUAGAAGGAAUCGAAUCUCGGAUAAGAAAAACUUGAACAGAACCCUGGAUGGAACUCAGUCAUGGCCCGGACGAGAAAGUAGCCCAGGGUCACAUCAAAACAUACAACAUAGGUAGAAUUAUGAUAUUUUAACAUGUAAAGGCAGUCACCGGGAGUAUUCGCGUAUCAAUGACAGUAGGUGUUCUAUUAGCUCACGGAGCUUGACAGAGCGUAGACGACAUGUCGACAUGGCAAUUCUCUAGUGACGUGACGUUUUCAAUAUCGAUAUAUUUUUAUUAUGUAUGAAACAAAAUGUGAAUAAAAUAAUACCACGUUUUCAUUUAAGUUAAUAUUUAUUCAUCUGAAUCAUCUAACGUUAAUUUUAUUUCUAAAAUAUUAUUCUUAGUUUUCAAUAAUUUCUUGCUAUAUUUAUAAUUUUGAUUGACCAUAAAUAUUUAGAUUAGAUUUCUUUUAAAUCUAUUGUUUUUCUUUUGUGUUAAUGUUAAUUUCUAAUUCAAUGAAUUAUGUGAGCGAGAUUAUAAUCGAUAAACGCGGUCGAUGCGGACUCGUGCGACACUAAGACUAAGACGCCGCGGGGACUGUGCGGGUGUGCGGGGCGACCCCGCCUCCGCGGCUCACCUCAUGCCCCGAUUGCCAUGUCGACCUGUCGUCAACAGUAGAGACGCUUUUGUAACAAGAGGUCGAUUUCACACAGCAGAAUAUGAAUGGUGAUAUGUUUCACCAUCUAUGGUUCAUAUCAUAUGGUUUAUAGUCUAUAGUGAGCAUAAAUUUCGCGAAUAUUUAUAAUGAUAGGUAAUUCUGGAAUAGGUAUCAACUGUUAGGUAGAGGUGUCCUUUGUUCGCAUACUAUGUUAUGUCCUGUUAAUGAUGUUCAUAAUUUUUUCUUCAUGAUAAAGUAAUCACUCUUUAUACCGUCGUUAUCUAUUACUAAUAGGCUUCCUUCAUAAUUGUUGUUGUCCCAGGAUUUUUCCUUCAUUGUGCUGUAGUAUCUCGCUUGUUGCUUUAAUGAU
Molecule: messenger RNA, 7894 nt
Organism: Pectinophora gossypiella (pink bollworm)
Lineage: Eukaryota; Metazoa; Arthropoda; Insecta; Lepidoptera; Gelechiidae
Exons: 21
Coding region: 144-7001 (2285 amino acids)
Biological process (GO): cortical actin cytoskeleton organization; actin filament network formation
Cellular component (GO): cytoplasm; cytoskeleton
Molecular function (GO): actin filament binding
Source: RefSeq, a predicted model, not a curated record